Molecule: messenger RNA, 5587 nt
Organism: Engraulis encrasicolus (European anchovy)
Lineage: Eukaryota; Metazoa; Chordata; Actinopteri; Clupeiformes; Engraulidae
Product: receptor-type tyrosine-protein phosphatase U-like
Exons: 32
Coding region: 1-4389 (1462 amino acids)
Biological process (GO): protein dephosphorylation
Cellular component (GO): membrane
Molecular function (GO): protein binding; protein tyrosine phosphatase activity
Source: RefSeq, a predicted model, not a curated record
AUGUUAUUUGUACGGGUGUGCGCUGAGAAUUUGGAAGGACCAACAGGUUGUACGUUUGAGGAGGACUCGGACCCGGGCCUGUGUGAGUACCGCCAGAGCCAGGAGGACGACUUUGACUGGCAGCUGGUCCACUCCUACAGCUGGCUACAUGCACCCUCCGACCUGCUACGAGGCUCCUAUAUGAUGGUGAACUCCUCCCAGCAUGCACCAGGCCAGCGUGGUCACCUCCUGCUGCGGUCGCUGAGUGAGAACGACACCCACUGCGUCCAGUUCAGCUACUUCCUGUACAGCCGCGACGGCCACAGUCCCGGGACGCUGCGCGUGUACAUUCGUGUCAACGGCGGGCCCCUGGGAAACCCCGUUUGGAACAUCAGCGGAGCGCACGGACGCAAGUGGCACCAGGCGGAGCUGGCCGUCAGCACCUUCUGGCCCAGUGAAUACCAGGUUGUGUUUGAAGCGGAGGUGGCUCCUGAGCGUAAGGGCUACAUCGCGCUGGAUGACAUCGUGCUGCUGAACUAUCCUUGUAACAAGGUGCCUCGGUUCUCCAGGCAGGGAGACGUGGAGGUGAACGCUGGUCAGAACGCCUCCUUCCAGUGUGUUGCUACGGGCCGUGCCAUGGACACAGACCCCUUCUACCUGGAGAGGCGUAACGGUGCCCUGAUGGAGCCGGCGUCGGUGGGUUGGCGUCAGGGCCGCUGGGUGGCGCUGUUCCAGGUGGAGGCGGCCCAGAGGGGCGAGCAGGACCUCUACCGCUGCAUCACGCAGUCACCACGCGGGGCCGCCGUCUCCAACUUUGGGGAGCUCAUCGUUAGAGUGCCCCCCACACCCAUCGCGCCUCCUCAGCUGCUGCGUGCCGGCCCCACCUACCUCAUCAUCCAGCUUAACACCAACUCCAUCGUGGGCGACGGGCCGGUGAUCCGCCGCGAGAUCGAGUACCGUGCCAGCCACUCUCCCUGGACGGAGACGCACAGCGUGGGAUCGCUCACCUACAAGGUCUGGCACCUGGAGCCCGACACGGAGUACCGCAUCAGCGUUCUGCUGACCCGACCCGGGGAGGGGGGAACCGGGCCGCCAGGACCACCUCUCAUCAGCAGGACCAAAUGCGCUGAGCCGAUGCGUGCCCUGAGGGGCCUGACUGCUACGGAUAUCCAGCCUCGCCAGCUGUCUCUGCAGUGGGAGCCUCUAGGAUACAACCUCACACGCUGCCACACCUACACACUCUCCCUCUGCUACAGCAACGCUAAUGGCAACGGUGGUGGCCUGGGAGGGACAAACAGCACGGUGAGCGAGUGUGUGGAGCUGGAGAGGAACACGUCCCACCACACGCUGAGAGAGCUGCCGCCGUUUCGCACCGUCAACGUUCACCUGGUGCUGGCCAAUCCGGAGGGGAGGAAGGACGGCCGAGAGGUCACCUUCCAGACAGAGGAGGACAUUCCUGGAGGUAUUGCCCCUGACUCGUUGAGCUUCACUCCAUUGGACGACCUGAUCUUCCUGAAGUGGGAGGAGCCAGUGGAACCCAAUGGACUCAUCACACAGUAUGAGAUCAGCUACCAGAGCAUCGAGUCGUCCGACCCUAGUGUCAACGUUCCUGGCCCCCGCCGCACAGUGUCCAAGCUGCGUAACGAGACAUACCACAUGUUCUCCGGCCUCCACCCCGGAACCACCUACCUGGUCUCUGUCCGCGCACGCACCUCCAAGGGGUUCGGCCAAACUGCACUCACCGAGAUCACCACCAACAUAUCAGCUCCUGCAUUUGACUAUGAGGAUGCCCCCUCUCCACUCAGUGAAUCAGAGAGCACCAUCACCGUUGUGUUGCGCCCAGCAAUGGGCAGAGGAGCACCCGUCAGUGCAUACCACGUGGUGGUGGUGGAGGAUGACGGCUCGCGUAAGGUGCGCAGGAGGGAGCUGGGGGGCGGCCAGGGGGGCGACUGCUUUCCUCUGGCCCUGUCCCACAGCGAGGCGCAGGCCAGGGGGGCGCCCCACUACUACACGGCCGAGCUGACCCCCGACAGCCUGCCCGAGGCCGCCGAGUUCACCGUGGGAGACAACCACACCUACAACGGCUACUGGAAUUCACCACUCGACCCCUCCAAGAACUACCUCAUCUACUUCCAGGCAGCCAGCAACUUCAAAGGGGAGACUCGCAUCAACUGUGUCCGGAUUGCAAAAAAAGCAGCGUGUAAAGACCAUAAGAGGGCGCUGGAGGUGUCUCAGCACACAGAGGAGAUGGGCCUGAUCCUGGGGGCCUGUGCAGGGGGCCUGGUGGUACUCAUCCUACUACUAGGGGCCAUCGUCAUCAUCAUCAAGAAAGGAAGGGACUUCUACUCCUAUCCCUACUACCCGAGGAAGAAGGUGAACAUGAACAAGGCGGCGAUGGCGUACCGCCAGGACAAGAACAGGAAGUUGGGAUCUCUAGACUGCAGCAUGACGGAGCAGAGCACUCUACAGCAGGACGAACGCACCGCACACUCCUUCAUGGACAUGCAGACAAGUACACGCAAUGAGCAGCGUAGUUCGGUGAACGAGUCGAGCAGCCUGCUGGGUGGAUCUCCUCGCCGCCACUGCCGCCGCAAGAGCUCCCCCUACCACACGGGGCAGCUGCACCCCGCCGUGCGCGUGGCCGACCUGCUGCAGCACAUCAACCAGAUGAAGACGUCAGAGGGAUACGGCUUCAAGCAGGAGUACGAGAGUUUCUUUGAUGGCUGGGAUGUGACGAAGAAGAAAGACAAGACCAAGGGAAGACAUGACACAAUUCUCAGUCACGACCGUCACCGUGUGAAACUGCACUCCCUUCUGGCUGACCCCCACUCUGACUAUGUCAACGCCAACUACAUUGAUAUUCGGAUUAACAGGGAAGGCUACCAGCGCUCAAACCACUACAUUGCAACUCAAGGCCCUAAGCAGGACAUGAUCUAUGACUUCUGGAGGAUGGUGUGGCAGGAGAACUGCUUCAGCAUCGUCAUGAUCACCAAGCUGGUGGAGGUCGGCAGGAUGAAGUGCUAUAAGUACUGGCCUGAUGACAGUGAGCUGUAUGGCGACAUCAAGAUCACACUGCUGAAGACAGAAACCCUCGCGGAGUACACCGUCCGCACCUUCGCCAUGGAGAGGAGAGGCUACCCAGCGAAGCAUGAGGUGUGCCAGUUCCACUUCACGUCGUGGCCGGAGCACGGGGUGCCGCACCACGCCACCGGCCUGCUGGCCUUCCUGCGCAGGGUCAAGGCCUCCACUCCCCCCGACGCCGGCCCAGUGGUGGUCCACUGCAGUAUGGGAGCUGGCCGGACAGGCUGUUACAUCGUGCUGGACGUGAUGCUGGACAUGGCUGAGUGUGAGGGGGUGGUGGACAUCUACAACUGUGUGAAAACACUCUGCUCUCGAAGGAUUAAUAUGAUACAGACAGAGGAGCAGUACGUGUUCAUCCACGAGGCCAUCCUGGAGGCGUGUCUGUGUGGGGAGACGGCCAUCCCCGUCAGCGAGUUUGCCCUGACCUACAAGGACAUGCUGCGGGUGGACACCCAGAGCAACACCUCCCAGCUGAGGGAGGAGUACCAGACUCUGAACUCGGUGACGCCCCACCUGGACGUGGAGGAGUGCAGCGUGUCUCUGCUGCCUGGUAACCGCGAUAAGAACCGCAGCAUGGACGUGCUGCCGCCGGACCGCGCGCUGGCCUUCCUCGUGGGCGACGACGGCAACUUUGGCGUUUGCCCCGGCGACAGCAUCAACAGCGUCACCAACACAAACACCUACAUCAACGCGGCGCUGAUGGACAGCUUCCUGCGUCCCUCGUCCUUCCUGGUGACGCCGCACCCGCUGCCCGGCACCACCACAGACUUCUGGAGACUCGUCUACGACUACGCCGCCACCUCCGUGGUCAUGCUGAACAUGCUCAACCAGUCCAACUCCGCAUGGCCCUGUCUGCAGUACUGGCCCGAGUCUGGCACACAGCACUUUGGACCAAUGACGGUCGAGCUCUUGUCUCGUACAGGUGAUGAAGAUGUCAUCAUCCGUCUGUUCCGCGUCAAGAACGUCACAAGGCUACAGGAGGGGUCCUUGGUGGUGCGUCAUUUCCAGUUCCAGCGCUGGUCACCCUACAGGGACGUGCCGGACUCCAAGAAGGCCUUCCUCAACCUGCUGGCCAUUGUACACAAGUGGCAGAGGGACUGCGGAGAUGGACGUAUGGUGGUGCACUGCCUAAACGGAGGCGGUCGCAGUGGGACGUUCUGUGCCUGCAGUAUCCUGAUGGAGAUGAUCAGCCAUCAAAGCUUAGUGGACGUCUUCUACGCCGCCAAGACACUACGCAACUCCAAGCCCAACAUGGUGGAGACCAUGGAGCAGUACCGCUUCUGCUACGAGCUGGUUCUUGAGUACCUGGAGUGCCUGGAGGUCAGAUAGCAGCCAGAAGGUUCCAGAAGACGACCAGAUGAGAUGAGGCCAAGGAGCCCCACAUCAUAUCACAUCACAUCACCGUGACGAUCCCACAUCACCUAGGCAACCCCACAUCACCAUGGGACCCCCGUCACCUUGGCGACCCCUCAUUACCCGGGGACCUCCAUCUCUGUAGGGGCCUCUACCCCUGCACCUCCUCCUCCUCCUCCGAUCUACCUUCUUCCACUCUCACUUCUUUCUCCACCUCCACCUCCAACUCUCUCCAGUCUUCUUCCAGCUCCUCCUCCUCCACUCUCUCUUCUUCCUCCACCUCCACUCUCCAUUCUUCCUCCACCUCCUCCUCCAAUUUCCCUUCUUCCUCCUCCUCCUCUUGCCCAUGAAAGGGCUCGGUUUCUUCAAUCCCCCUCUUCUUCAAUCUUCCCACUUCGUCUCCUCUUCAUUCUCAUCCUCCUAUUUCUUCUCCUUCUAUUCUUUUCUUUACCUCUAUCGUUUUCUGUAUGAAGGAAUGAGUCUGUUUACCUGGGUGGACAAUAAGGACAGAUGCAAGAUGACCCUCUACUCCUUUACUCCUCUACUCCUCCUCUACUUCUCCUCCUCUACUCCUCCUCUCUUGUCUUUUGUGGACCCACAGCCCACAACUGAGAGCUCACAAGAUGAUGUUUUUUUAUUGUUAUUUUCCCUUUUUAUGCUCGUUACGCUUUUCAUUUUGGCUUUCCCCUCUUAUCCUUCAUUCCUUUCUGUGCUAUGUCCUCUUUUUCCUUAUCCUUGUUUAUAAUUUUAUUUAUUUAUCACUAUUUUUGGCAUUCCUCAACUGUCCAGAGGCUUGCAUCGGGUUUUGUUUGUGUUGUUGCUGUCUGUGUGUCAGGGGUCCGUAUCUCGAAAGCAUCUUUGCUAACGACGGUAGCAACGUCCUUCGGAAGAGCGAAUCAACUCUCUCUCGACAGCGACGCUAACCACUAAAUCUAAUGGAAUGGUGUUACGUCUGGAGACGGUCUUAAGACGGUUAGCAACGACAAGAAUCGAGAAACGGACCUCAGAUCUUUUCGCCGGCCAACACCAUAUAUGGGCGUGGAAAGGCAGUGGUCCCGCCUCCUGUGAUGCUAAGCAGGCGAUGCCCUGGUUUCCGUGACAACUGCCACACACUGCCUUAUCACACAGCAAGGGGACGAUGCUGAUAUCUGACAAACUGACAGCCUAUGGAUUA